AUGAACCCCGUAGACGACUACAGGAAAUAUUGUGGAUCAAAACUUGUAUACGACGCAUCCGGCCAAAGACGACCUGUCUUCCUACAACGCAAUCUUCGAAAAGUCCUCGAUCAUCAUGAACAUAAUUUGAACCUUCUCAAGCAUCCGUCAACAAACUCUACCUCGGAUUCGACAACGGCAGAUAUGCUUCCAAAUACUGAGAACUCACGCUUUCUCCCUAGCUUGAACAUGUUGUUCAAUGCCAUCAAACCUGCCCAGCAAACACUCAAUAUUCAGCCAAAGCAUCUUCUCAAGAUACGAAAACCAGAUGGGGAUCCAAAAGGAAUACUGGGGGUUGCCAAGCCUGAACCAUCUGUGAACCCAACGUGGCUUCCUGCCCCUAACCAGAUCCAGAUUAAAUGCAAUGUGCAUUGCAGCGUCGUUGUUCAUGAUGAGAGUGACAAACCCACCAGAGUUCUAUACACAGAGUCGCGUGUGGCUAAAUUGACCGAAACAAAUGAUGACAAAGGCGAUCCGGCUUUCGCCAUUGACAUGAAGCCAUUCGUUAUCACAGAAAAUCAGCUGCUCACCACCCAGUUAGCAAACCACAAUACAAACGGUGGCAGGAGAUGGAAAACAGACCGCCGCGCUCAAGUUGCACUGAUGGUGGGCAUCAACUGCUUCAAUUCUGAGGAUGCCUCUGAGCUGCUUUCCGUGAUCGAUCCGGAUACCAGCUCAAGACCGACUCUGUCACCAAAACAAGCUGAGCUGAGAGUAUUCUGGAGAGACUUAUCUGAUUCUACCCUUCGCAAUCAGACGCUCCUUCGACGAUAUGAGCAUGAGCCUGAGGACCAAUUCAAGCGUUCGCCUUCCAAAACUGUGGAUUAUUCAUUACGCGCAGGUAUUUCAUGGACUGGGGCUACCAAUUCACGCGGUUCCCCAUUAUCUAUGUGUAACCACAUCAUGCGACUGGUCCAACGCCGUAUCCAGCCCAAAGCACCAGAAACAGUGCACCGCCCACAGAUCUGCCACAUCACAUACCUCUUCGACGGAGGCCCAAUAGGGUCGAGAACUAUCAUCCGUACCGACCUCGGCUGCGUCUUCUGCCCGGGCCGUCUGCCACAUCCAACCUUCGACAGACUUCAUUUCCAUUAUCUGAGCUUUCAUGACCACUUCACGUUCAAGGUGCACAAGCCUGCAGCAACAGACUCCGGUUCAGUCACUCGCACAGUGCGAAUUGAGCUUGCAGCUCCGAAGUACGAGCGUGCCAGCGACAAUGUGUGUGAUGAGCGUGAGAUCACUUGGAUCAAGCCAGACAUUCCAUUCGAUCUGCAGCAAUACCUCUCGGAAGGUGGGUACAAUAAUUGGGCUAGUGGAAAACAGCUGGCUCUCAAGGCCUUUCCUAAGACUGCAAAACCAGGCUGUAUGUCAAAAGGAAUUGCGCGACCAAAGGCCUCGUUCGUCAACGGACACUCGAGGUUGACGCCGUCCAAUUGCCAGCUAAAGGUCAGGCCACCUGAAGAGGUUCCUGAGGUGCCGUCAAGGAAGCGAAAGAGGUUCGAGGUUCCUGAGAUCCCAGGAGUCACUAUAUUCCGCGCAGAGAUAGAAGGGUUUCCUCAGCUUACUGGUGCAGCCAGAGAGUUUGCAAUACUGUUCGACGAACACUUGCAAGAUGAACCAAGAAAUCUGGCGAACGUACACGUCUGUGAGGCAGUCGUUCGAUUCGUACGGAGAUUUGCAGCACGAUUGAGGCAGCCACAUCUAUUGCAGGAACUCAAGUCCAAGCUUGAUGAGCUUAUGGACAUGGACUUGAUCUCAAACGAGUAUGUCGAGUAUUGCCUCGCUUUGGUUGCUGAGAAAGGAGAGACUACUUCGAAUGGCACAGGGCAAGGACAUAUCAAGAGCGGCCCGGUGGUCAAAGAAGAAACUGCACAUGGAGCCAACCAAGCCCCAUCAUCAACUGCCCCGCAAAGUCACAACAGACUAGAUGUUAUCAUGAUUGACGACAGUGACACGGAGCCUGGCGCCGAGGUCUCUCUAGCAGUAGUCCAUCAGACGAAUAGCAACGACGUGCACAUGCAAGAUGCGACUCACCACGCACCGAAUGCUUGUGUGUGCGGCAAAGUGCCUUCUGGCUCACGUAAAGUCAUCACUUGCCGAAAUAUUUUCCAUAUGGCUUGUGUUGGCCUCAACGAACGACUACCAGAUUGGCGAUGCGAGGACUGCAGACCAGCAACGGACUAA
Molecule: messenger RNA, 2223 nt
Organism: Aureobasidium musti
Lineage: Eukaryota; Fungi; Ascomycota; Dothideomycetes; Dothideales; Saccotheciaceae
Source: the annotation of a GenBank genome assembly